This is a messenger RNA of Ciona intestinalis (vase tunicate), 1300 nucleotides long. RefSeq lists its product as uncharacterized. Gene Ontology annotation, biological process: neuropeptide signaling pathway. Gene Ontology annotation, molecular function: neuropeptide receptor activity. The record is from RefSeq and is a predicted model, not a curated record. Lineage: Eukaryota; Metazoa; Chordata; Ascidiacea; Phlebobranchia; Cionidae. Gene Ontology annotation, cellular component: plasma membrane.
UUUUAUUUUUAUUUUUGGACAGGAUACAAAAAUUUGUUUAAAUUUAUUCACGAUGACUUCGUUGAAUAUAUCUGAUGGCGAUUGUAUAUUGAACGAAAGCAGGCUUGUACAUAUACUACUGAUUCCAAUACCUUUUGUGUCGGGAAUUCUUAACCUUGUAGUUUGGUUGUCGGCCACCGUGUACCGCGAGAAGCUAUUACGUCAGAGCUACGUCUACUCUUGCGUCACCAGCACGUUGCUUAGCAACGUUUGCUUUUUAGGGUUCCACGUUUGGGAUGAGUUCGGUGCAUUUCUAAUGCCACCUCUCAUGUCUGUUAUUCCACCCGGACCAAAAAUGCAGGUGAUGUGGGCGCUGUGUGCUUCAGGAGCAAUCUCCCUUAUGUUCGUCAUGUGCGGAAACCUCUCAGUUCUAAUCUAUGUCAUGUUAGACAGCACCUACUUUCAAUUGCCCAAACGAACAUCGUCUCGCCAACGCCAUACAUCAAGAAAUCUUGAUGUCAAACGGCGCAAAGCAGCAUUCCUCAUCGCUCUCUCCUGGUUGUUGCCGCUAGCUCUUACCAUUGCCGCGGUCAUGGACUGGAACUGCACGGAGAAAUGUGACUGCUCGCCCGGCUCAAUGGGCGAACUUUGCCCCAGGAGUAAAGGUUGUUCAGUCAUCUGGCCACCACUGACCAAUUCCUUUAUGGCAGUGAAUAUAGCUCUGUGGUUUGUUGAGAUAACCUCUCUUGCUAUUCUCACUGUCACCGGAAUACGUCACUUCCAAGCGUCACGUGACCACAUGACGUCAUCAGUGGUUCAAACGGUCUCCAGUGGCCCAGACAACGAUCCGUCUGCGAAAUCAGGAAACGCAACCGAACUAUCUGAUGCGUCUGCUGGUGUUAACACACCGCCAGAAGCGGCCGUACCAAGCAACAACACAAGAAACAAAAAUAUCCUAAGAGCACUAAAGCUUAACCCUCGUUUACGGCUCGUGGCUUCACUUAGUACUUUAUUUAUAACAUGUACCAUUCCGCUUGGCGUUGUGUUUUUGGUGGACGUUAGAAGCUCUUCAAUUAACGUGGUAGCCGGACGCCUGGUAUCCAUGCUUGGCGUGCAACUGUACACUCUAUUCUGCCCUAUCCUUUUGCUGAUAUACAUGUCGAGUCUCAAAACUGCUUUAAUCCGUUUAAUAACUGCAAUACUGUUCUGUUUUCGGUAAAAAAAGGAAAGAAAUACGACUGUAUAUUUUAUGCACAUAUUUUAACUCAAACGAAUGUAUAUAAAGCGGCUAUAUGAAAUAAAACCAAACCACAAGGAAAAA